This is a messenger RNA of Mirounga angustirostris (Northern elephant seal), 3214 nucleotides long. It is a transcript of the gene LRFN4, whose product is annotated as leucine rich repeat and fibronectin type III domain containing 4. Gene Ontology annotation, biological process: synaptic membrane adhesion; regulation of postsynaptic density assembly; regulation of presynapse assembly. The record is from RefSeq and is a predicted model, not a curated record. Gene Ontology annotation, molecular function: protein binding. The coding region runs from base 1022 to 2932 and encodes 636 amino acids. NCBI's taxonomy places the organism in Eukaryota, Metazoa, Chordata, Mammalia, Carnivora, Phocidae. The transcript has 3 exons. Gene Ontology annotation, cellular component: postsynaptic density membrane; cell surface; glutamatergic synapse.
CCGGGCGGGGCAGGCAGCCCGGGAAGGGGAGGGAGGGGCGGGGCACGGCGCCAGCCCGGAGGCCGAGCCCUCUCCGCCCCACCCCGCAGCCGGCCUGCCGGGGGCGUCGCCGCAGCCCCUCACUCCCACCCCCACCCCAGGCCCCGUGCCUGUUGGGGACCCUCCACGUGACUCGGUGAUGCAGAACGGUUAUGACCUUCAGCGUGUGUCUGUGAGGGUCCCAACAACAGUGCGGGUUUGCGCCCGGCCCUGCCUGUGGGUGCGGGGACGUGUGGGUGUGUGGGCAUGUGUGGGUGUGCUGGGGAGGCUGCCCAGCGACAUGUGACAAAGGCUCCCGUCUCUGGGAGAUGGUGAAGGGGCCCGCGAGCUGGCGCUUUGUCUGGCUGUCUGCAGAGUGACGGUUCGCGCAGCGGCGGCGGGCGCCCGUGCGGUGCAGGAUGCCGGGGCGCCAGGGUGGCCGGGGGCGCGCGCGCCUGUGCCAGGGUGAGUGCGCUGCGGCGGCGCCGGGGGACUGCGCGGCGGGCCCGCGCCGGCCCGGGCCUCGGGCGUGACCGGGAGCCACCCGUGGGCGCUGCGGUGGCCGCGUGUCCCCGUGACCUCGGGAGCCAGCCGGCCCGGGUGGAUCCCCGUGCGCCCCUCCCUGUCCGCCCUCCACGUGCGUGUCCGCGGAGCGCGUGCUCGCCGGCGCGCGCCCGCCUGCCUGUCGCCGCCGCCGCCGCCGCGAGCCGCCGGGAAAAGGUGCCGGGAACCGAGUGAGCCGGGGCCGCGGGCCCGAGCGCCAUGGGCAGGAGGGCGCGCGGCGGGCGGCCGGUCAGCUCCUGGCCUCGCCCCCGCGGGAGAGCCGCCUGGAGUCGGCGGGGGCUGGCCAGGCCCACGGGGAGGCCGGCCCGCGCCCCCUGAGCUACAGACACCAGGCCAGGCUCUGGGAGCUGGCCCUUGGGACUGGGCCGCGGGCACAGUGGGCACCCGCCCCCGCCCCACCUGUGCCUGGGCUCUGGCCCUUCCCUACAGGGCGCUCACCAUGGCCCCCCCACUCCUGCUGCUGCUGCUGGCCAGUGGAGCGGCCGCCUGCCCACUGCCCUGUGUCUGCCAGAACCUGUCCGAGUCGCUCAGCACCCUCUGUGCCCACCGAGGCCUGCUGUUUGUGCCGCCCAACGUGGACCGGCGCACCGUGGAGUUGCGGCUGGCUGACAACUUCAUCCAGGCCUUGGGGCCGCCAGACUUCCGAAACAUGACGGGGCUGGUGGACCUGACACUGUCCCGCAAUGCCAUCACCCGCAUCGGGGCCCGCGCUUUUGGGGACCUGGAGAGCCUGCGCUCCCUGCACCUGGAUGGCAACAGGCUGGUUGAGCUGGGCGCCGGCAGCCUCCGGGGCCCGGUCAACCUGCAGCACCUCAUCCUCAGCGGCAACCAGCUGGGCCGCAUCUCGCCUGGGGCCUUCGACGACUUCCUGGACAGCCUGGAGGACCUGGACUUGUCCUACAACAACCUGCGGCAGGUGCCCUGGGCUGGCAUCGGCGCCAUGCCCGCCCUCCACACCCUCAACCUGGACCACAACCUCAUCGACGCGCUGCCCCCGGGCGCCUUCGCCCAGCUCAGCCAGCUCUCCCGCCUCGACCUCACCUCCAACCGCCUGGCCACGCUGGCCCCCGACCCGCUCUUUUCCCGGGGCCGCGACGCGGAGGCCUCGCCCGCCCCCCUGGUGCUGAGCUUCAGCGGGAACCCCCUGCACUGCAACUGUGAGCUCCUGUGGCUACGGCGGCUGGCGCGGCCCGACGACCUGGAGACGUGCGCCUCCCCGCCGGGCCUGGCCGGCCGCUACUUCUGGGCCGUGCCCGAGGGCGAGUUCUCCUGCGAGCCACCCCUCAUUGCGCGCCACACGCAGCGCCUCUGGGUGCUGGAGGGCCAGCGGGCCACGCUGCGGUGCCGGGCGCUUGGCGACCCCGCGCCCACCAUGCACUGGGUCGGCCCCGAUGACCGGCUGGUUGGCAACUCCUCCCGAGCCCGGGCUUUCCCCAACGGGACCCUGGAGAUUGGGGUGACGGGCUCUGGGGAUGCCGGGGGCUACACCUGCAUUGCCACCAACCCUGCCGGGGAGGCCACAGCCCAGGUGGAGCUCCGGGUGCUGGCCCUGCCCCAUGGCGGCAAUGGCAGCGCGGAGGGGGGCCGCCCGGGGCCCUCGGACAUUGCUGCCUCGGCCCGCACUGCUGCCGAGGGCGAGGGGACACUAGAGUCUGAGCCAGCUGUGCAGGUGACGGAAGUGACCGCAACCUCAGGGCUGGUGAGCUGGGGGCCGGGGCGGCCAGCAGACCCCGUGUGGAUGUUCCAAAUCCAGUACAACAGCAGCGAGGACGAGACCCUCAUCUACCGGAUUGUCCCGGCCUCCAGCCACCACUUCCUGCUGAAGCACCUAGUCCCUGGUGCCGACUAUGACCUCUGCCUGCUGGCCCUGUCACCCGCCGCUGGGCCUUCCGACCUCACAGCUACCAGGCUGCUGGGCUGUGCCCACUUCUCCACGCUACCGGCUGCACCCCUGUGCCACGCCCUGCAGGCCCACGUGCUGGGCGGGACCCUGACCGUGGCCGUGGGGGGCGUGCUGGUGGCUGCCUUACUGGUCUUCACUGUGGCCUUGCUGGUUCGGGGCCGGGGGGCCGGGAAUGGCCGCCUUCCCCUCAAGCUCAGCCACGUCCAAUCCCAGACCAAUGGAGGCCCCAGCCCCACUCCCAAGGCCCACCCGCCAAGGAGCCCACCACCUCGGCCACAACGCAGCUGCUCCCUGGACCUGGGAGACGCCGGCGGGUGCUACGGCUACGCCAGGCGCCUUGGAGGGGCCUGGGCCCGGAGGAGCCACUCUGUGCACGGGGGGCUGCUUGGGGCAGGGUGCCGGGGGGUUGGGGGCAGCACGGAGCAGCUGGAGGAGAGUGUGGUGUGAUGGGAAGGGAGGCGGCCCGGGGCGAGCCGGGGUCAGGGCAGAGGGCGUGGGGCGGGCAGCUGCGGGGCCCGGUGGGUCAGCACUGCCUGGGAGCCCCUCCUGAUUUUACCCUUGGUACCUCAGGCCCCCUUUGUACCUGGCAGGACAGGGGGCCCUUUCCCUGGUUCUGGCCUCCAGACCCGCGUUCCUCCGACAGGUGCUCACAGCCACCGAGGCAGGGGGCUGCAGCCACCAAGCGGGAGUCUUGUUUUUCUUUAUAAUAAAAUUGUUGGGUACACCUCA